AAAGUCAUCCAAAUUUUUUAAAUUGGGUGGAAGGGUUAAAAGUUUUUUGAGUUUUUUAUUUUUUUCAAUUCAACAACUUAUUUCAGUUAUAGAACAAUUUUGAUAGUUAUUCGAUAACUAGGUGUAGUUAUCGAACAACUAGUUGUUCCACAAUUGAGAGAAGUUGAGGGACAAGUUUGUAGGACCACUUAUUUUUUUUAAUUGGAAACUUGGAAGGCCUUCUGGCUUAUUUUUCUCCUUCCAGAUCUCUCUCUCUCUGAAGCUUUUUUCUCGGUUUUCUUCAGCAAACGCAGGUAUACUCUCUAUAUGUUUCCACUUCGAAAAAUCUGGAGAUUUUUUUAUGUCAUCAUGUAACAUUGUUGAUUAUUUUGGUCCUUUUUUUUCUUUUAAUAUCUCCAUUUUUUGGGCUUACUAUAGUUUUAUUAAAGAUAUAUAGGUUUCACUUAUAAAUUUUAUUUGUUUUUUGGAGCAAAUUAGCAAGACCAGUUUCCAUUUUGCUGUUGUUUCUGAUUACUGCUAGUUAAUGAUCUCCAAUUGGUUUAUUGUAUCCUUUCUGAUUUUCCUUUACAUCGUCCUAAAACCUCCGUUUCAGGCUAAUUGAAUCAUUUUUUAUAUUUGCUAUAUAAACAAUUUUGCAUGUCCGAGGGUCUAUUGGAAACAACUUCUCUACCGUCACAAAGCAGGUGUGGAAACAACUUCUCUACCGUCACAAGGCAGGUGUAAGGUUUGCGUACACACUUUUUUCGUCCGACUCAGACCCCACUUGUGGGAUUACACUUGGUUUGUUGUUGUUGUAAACAAUUUUGCAUGUUCAAUGUGUAACCUAAAUGCUUGACUUUUGGAAGUCUUAUGUCCUCUUUCAUAUGUGAGUCUGCUUAUCCCUCUCUUAACUCUCUCGGGUUAGAGGGCGAUAAGAUGCUGUUUUUUUUUGUAGUUAAGAAACAUUGUGUUUCAUUGCUAAAGUUGUUUGUUGACCAUGUUUUUUAUCUCUUCUAGUUUUUCAACCGCGGUCUUUGAAGAUGUUACAGAAUGUUCAACACCAGCUUUUGCAAUCGCCGGCCAGGCUAGGCCUGCCAACUCCCAGUUCACCUUCUCUACAAAGCACAACUCCUCCUCCUAAGUUCUCCUCACAAGUGUCGCAACCUCUUCAACCCAAUCAACAGGCAAAUGUCUUAACUACCACUACCACCUCAUCGACGCUCCUUCCUCUUCUCCCACCUCUCCCUAGAGCUCAGUCUCUUCUCGUUCAAAUGUCAUCUCUUACUUCGAGGCUCUUUGAAGUCUCACCUAACCGGUCCCAUUGGCUUAGUGCUUUUCGUGGUUCUUUCCCUUCAUUUCUGCCUUCUGCAGCACCAUUUCCACAAGAUUCCUUCCCAUCAUCCUCAAAAGAAAUCCUUUCUGUGUUUACUUCUCUUCAGACACAGCUGUUUGAAGCAGUUGCCGAACUACAAGAAAUUCUUGAUCUUCAAGAUGAGAAGCAAAAAAUCGCCCGUGAAAUUAGGUCAAAUGAUUCUGUAAUUCUUGCCUUCGCCAACAAACUCAAAGGAGCUGAGCGCGUUCUUGACAAUCUUGUUGAUGAUUACUCUGAUUAUCGUCGUCCCAAACGGGCCAAGUUGGAAAAUGAUACCGAAGAAUCUUCAGUAACAACUGUGGCAACUCAGUUGAAAUUAUCUGACAUAUUGUCAUAUGCUCGUAGGAUAAGUUACACUACUUUUGCACCACCUGAAUUUGGUGGUGGACAAGCUCCUCUUCGGGGAGCACUCCCACCAGCUCCACAGGAUGAGCAAAUGCGUGCAUCUCAAUUAUAUAAUUUUGCUGAUCUUGAUGUUGGUUUACCUAAAACAGAUGAAGGCAAAGAGAAUAUUUUGGAGCGACUCAUUGAGCCUCUGGCAGAAAGUAACCCACUUGCCAAUCUUUCAGCAAUUCAGGGCCUUGUCCCUCCAAAUAUUGUAGUUCCAUCUGGUUGGAAACCUGGCAUGCCUGUUGAGUUACCCACUGAUCUCCCACUUCCUCCACCUGGGUGGAAACCUGGCGAUCCAAUUGCUCUUCCUCCAGUGGAUUCUCGUCCACUUCAAAAGGUCGAGGAGGCACCAGCACGACCAGUACCUCCUCCAGGACUUUCAAGAAUGCCCGAACCAAUACAAGUUCGACAUGUGCAGCUUGAUAUUGAUGAUGAUAGUAGCGAUUAUAGUUCUGAUGAGGCCAGCUCUGAUAGUGAAGAUUGAUGUGGUUAGCUGUUUUGAGUAGCUAAUAAAAGUUCAGCAUCUGCAGCUUGAUAUUACUUCUCCAGUUCUCCUUGCAGUUUCUCUUCUUGCCUCACUAUUGGAUGAAUUCCCUUCUUUGAAACAACAGCCAUGCACAGUAUCAGAAUUCUGAGUGUAGCAUUAUGGGACUUCACAGCUGAGCGAUUCCAGAGUGGAUCACCUUUAAGCAGGGAUGAGUCUACAGCUACAAUAUAUUGGAACUGAUGGACAGGUUAAACUAGCUAAUUUUAUGUUCAGUUAGACCAAACCAUCAAUUUUGAAGUGUGUAUGCUAAGGCUUAUAGUCCCUUCCCUUGUACUGAUCCUUUAUGUAAUUAAACAGUCAUUUAGACUUAUACUUAAUUCUUGCUACCAAUUAAGAUAAUUAGACUACGUAGUGAGUUCUCAUAAUAAAUGUGUUGCAUGUACUUGAGUAA
Messenger RNA from Capsicum annuum, 2679 nucleotides. RefSeq names its product mediator of RNA polymerase II transcription subunit 4. The record is from RefSeq and is a predicted model, not a curated record. Lineage: Eukaryota; Viridiplantae; Streptophyta; Magnoliopsida; Solanales; Solanaceae. Gene Ontology annotation, cellular component: core mediator complex; mediator complex. The transcript has 2 exons. Gene Ontology annotation, biological process: regulation of transcription by RNA polymerase II. The coding region runs from base 1020 to 2225 and encodes 401 amino acids. Gene Ontology annotation, molecular function: transcription coregulator activity.